Sinocyclocheilus rhinocerous is the source of this 1225-nucleotide messenger RNA. Its product is annotated as ras-related protein Rab-35-like. Gene Ontology annotation, molecular function: GTPase activity; GTP binding. The coding region runs from base 1 to 489 and encodes 162 amino acids. The transcript is spliced from 5 exons. The record is from RefSeq and is a predicted model, not a curated record. NCBI's taxonomy places the organism in Eukaryota, Metazoa, Chordata, Actinopteri, Cypriniformes, Cyprinidae.
AUGUUUUUGUUCUGUUUUUCCACAGGUGUUGGCAAAAGCAGUUUACUGCUGAGAUUUGCUGAUAACACAUUUUCAGGCAGCUACAUCACUACGAUCGGUGUGGACUUCAAGAUUCGCACGGUGGAGAUCAACGGGGAGAAAGUCAAGCUGCAGAUUUGGGAUACAGCGGGACAGGAGAGAUUUCGGACGAUCACCUCCACGUGCUUCAGAGCGCUGAUGUGGUUGUGCUGUCGAAUAUUAGUGGGUAAUAAGAAUGACGAUCCCGCCUCUAAAGUGGUGGAGACCAAUGACGCGCAGAAGUUUGCUGAGCAGAUGGGCAUCCGACUGUUUGAGACCAGCGCCAAAGAGAACGUCAACGUCGAGGACAUGUUCAACUGCAUCACUGAGCUCGUCCUGAAGGUCCGGAAAGAGUCUGUGGCCAAACAGCAGCAGCAGAGCGAAGUCGUCAAACUGAGUAAGAGCAGCAAACGCAAGAAGAAAUGCUGCUAAUGGACCGGACUCAUGUAUACACACACACACACACACACACACCUUUAGAGAGCCAAUCGACGAAACGCCACUGAACUGACAAGAGCCAGACGGCUUAACACACUUAAACCAACCCGCCAGAGACUAGUAUUGAUAGAGAUUUACUAAUGAUGAGCCCGUUUUGGACGCCUACAGACUCCGAUGUUUUAGCAGGAUUGGAUUCCAGUGGCGUCGCACUUCAUCGUUGUCUUUUUUUUCCCAGAAGACGCUCGGAAGAUCUGCCGCAGGAAUUGUAAAAUAGAGAAUGAAAUGCUCGUCAUUGUCUGCGUUUCGCGUCGCUGUGGAAUCAAAGCAACGAGGCCAAAUGUGUUCCAAUGACGUACCAAUCAGGACCACGUAUAAGUUGGAGAACAUCAUGAAUUUUCCCGUAUUUUCAUGCUACGGACCAAACCUGCGCUGCUCUGCCAAUUACCAAGAGACACUUGUUUUGCCUUUUGCUUUCUCUCUUGUCUUUCAUUUUUGUAAAACUGUAUUUUUUUACUAACAGAUUAUACAAUCAAACACACAGUAGCGUUUAGUGAAUCUGGUGCCAUUGACUGAAAGUGAUUAUAUUUACAGAGCUGGGAGGAAAUGCUCAAUCUCAUGAAAGCGCGGAUUUAAAGGAGUAAAUAAUGCAGAAAUUAAUUAGCCGAAAAUGUGCUCACCCUCAGGCAAUUCGAGAUCAGGAUGAGUUUGUUUCUUCAUCAGAUUUGGAGAA